CUCCUUUCCCCCUUAUUAUCUUCUUCCUUUUCUUCCCUAAUCCGACAACCUCCGCUUCCUUAGUUCUCCUCUGUUUCUCAAAUCAAUUUCACAAUUACUAUCUGCGUUCCGAUGGACUCCAGUAUGAUGGCUCGAUUGACAUAAUGGUAAUUGGCAGUUUGGCACCUGACUUGAUGUUGCUGAAAAUCCUCGAUGGUAAGAAGUGAGAAAUGCUUUCCAUCAUACCCAUGUUGUAUCCAGAUCGUAUAGGUUCCUUUGUCAACUAGUUUUAUUGAUGCUGAUGUAACAUUUGUUUGAAAUGGAAGACAGACCGAAUAUGAAUCCUAGUGGAACACAAAGUACUUUAUUAACUAACACCAACUCCAAAAGCUAUAAUGACAUUAUGACUCGCCGUCUAAAGAACAGAGAACGGCAGCGUAGAUAUAGGGCCAGAAAGCGACUUGAAGCAGACAUGCAGAAAUCUCAUGUCCUAAGCCAACCAACCAUACCAAAAGUGGAGUUGCAAAUAAAUGGGACCCUUAACAAUGGGACGGCACGUGUUUAUUGUAAACGGGAUUGGAAAAAGGACGCUAGAAGAGCUCAUAUAUUCAAGGGUCAAGACACUCUUAAUGCUUCUAUCCAGUCUACUCUUAACACCACUGUUGAAAGCCAAAUAUCAUUCUUGCCCCCUAGGGUUAGGGACGAAGGAUCUGCAGGAAGAGAGUGCAAUUUAGAGAAUUCUGGUAACCUGCACAACAGUGAAACUAGGAAACCUAAGCUCGGUCGAAGAGACUGGAAAGCAGAUGCUAGAAAGAAGAAGAGUUGAGUUGGUUUUACCGAGCUAUUUUGUAGAAUAAAUGUAUCACUGGUACAAAAUCAAACGGUGGAUAGCAAUUGUGUGGUUUGCUGACUACAACUUAUGGAGCGGUAAGUCGGUUUGUUGCUGCAUUUAGGAAGAGCUUUUAUUGUUUUGUGAACUUUUACAACUUUUUUGGUUUCAGAUGACUGCAUAGUAUAUAUAUCCAACAUGAAGAACUAUUGUGUGCAAACUUUAUUUCAGAAUAGAAUGCUUUACAGAAGUGGAAGAGUGUUGCAGACUAAAAUUGCACUCGAGUUUCAAUUUUCUAGAAAGAUCGUAU
Molecule: messenger RNA, 1118 nt
Organism: Hibiscus syriacus
Lineage: Eukaryota; Viridiplantae; Streptophyta; Magnoliopsida; Malvales; Malvaceae
Exons: 2
Coding region: 299-805 (168 amino acids)
Source: RefSeq, a predicted model, not a curated record